Notechis scutatus (mainland tiger snake) is the source of this 2420-nucleotide messenger RNA. The record is from RefSeq and is a predicted model, not a curated record. Lineage: Eukaryota; Metazoa; Chordata; Lepidosauria; Squamata; Elapidae.
CCUUUGUCUGCAGACGCUGCCCAGGCGAGAGAGAGAGAGAAAGCCCCGGAGAUCUUCUCCUUUUGCAAGGCUGCCGUCCGCCUGGGAAAGCUCCUCGCAGAGACGGGGGUUGUGCUAGGAAAGCCCUGAUUUCUCUCUGCCUUCUCUCCUUUUUGCAGGCUGCCGUCCGUCAGGGGAAGCUGCCCUUCCCUAUCGACAGAGCCUGGGAGCUGCCGAUCUCGCUGCCUUCUCUCCUUUGCAGCUGACAUCCGUCUGGGAAAGCUGCCCUUCCCUGCCAACAGAGAUUGGGAGCUGCCGGAUCUCUCUGCCUUGACUCCUUGGCAGGCUGCCGUCCGUCUGGGAAAGCUGCUCGCAGAGCCUGGGGCUGCGCUAGGAGAGAGAGAGAGAGCGCCCUGAUCUCUCUGCCUUGACUCCUCUCCGCAGGCUGCCUGUCCGCCUGGGAAAGCUGCCUUUCCCCACCAAUAAGAGGGCUUGACAACAGCUGACCAGCCAGCCCAGGGCAUGUGAAUCCUUCCCUGGGGGUGGGUGUGAAGGAAAUUGUCACGCAAGAAGUCUCGUGGAGUGGGGGUGAGGAAAUCGGCUCGCCAUGCCGGUGGAGACCUUCCAAGCCAGCCGUGGCAUGGCCACGGUGACGGCCACGGCCCCCUUCACCUCUGCCAUGCCCUUCCGCAUCCUCAACAAGGGGCCCGAAUACUUCCGCCGGCCCCCGGCCAGCGUCUCCCGGAAGCUCAGCGCCGUGGAACGCCUGGAAGCGGACAAAGCCAAGUAUGUCAAGAGCCAACAAGUGGCCACCACCAAACAGAACCCUGUCCGGCCAUUGGUGCUCAAGCAGCCACUCUUCACCCCCGGGGUCAGGCGGGCAAUGUUCGCCCCCAACCGGAAGGUCCCUCAAGCGGGGCGGCGGGGAGAAGGCGGCGGCGCCAAAUCGUCCCUCAACUUGGAAAUCCUCAACAACCUGAUCAAUUUUUGCGACAGUCCCCUUGCCUUCCCCAAACCAGAGCAGAGCCCUUCGGACAGUCCGUGGCUCCCCAAGGUCCACGGCCGGAAUCUGGACAGCCUGCCUUCCACCCCUAAGAACAAGGCCGCGACCGACAUCAGCAAACACUCCCAAAGUUCGGCAUCUUCCAAGCCGUCCAGCACCGUAGCCGUCCGCCGAGUGGACGUCCGGCCUUGCGGGGUGUCGACGGCCAGAAGUCCCCCCGCUAUCCAACUGUCUCUGCUCCCUGUCCCGCCUACGCCCCCCCAAAACCUGCCUGCCACCCCUCUCCGCUGCCCAAGCCCGAGGGGAGAGCCGCAGACCGAUAGCGCCAAACGCCAGACCUUGUUACACCGGUCCAAAUCGGACUUGAGCGACCGAUACUCGCGGGCCACGGCCGACUUGGAACGCUUCUUCAACUACUGCGGCUUGGAUCCCGAGGAGGUCGGAGACAUGGAGAUGGAGCGGUUCACUCGAGCCAGCUCGGACAUUGUGUCCGUCAAGUUCCACAGCGUCAGCACCAGCAGCUCGGCCGGGACUCCUUCCCAGCGAAGCACCAUCACCGUGGAGGACAGGCAAGCGGAACGCAUGCCGUACGGCAUCUCCAUCGUCGAACGCAAUGCUCGAGUCAUUAAGUGGCUUUAUGGACUCCGGCAGGCAAAAGAGGCCCAGAAGAUAUCCAACGUAUAGCGGCAGCUGCUGGUGGGGGGUGGGAACUCCCCAGCGGUGAGGGGACGAGUCCCUCAACCCUGUCCAAGGCUCUUGGUUUCAGUUUGCAACUUGAGAAAAAAAAAAGAUUUGUCGUCUCCGGGACGUGUGAGGGCCCACUUGGUUUUGCCCACCGGGCGAUCCCUCGUGACACGUCGAUCUUAAAAUCCUUUUUUGUUGUUUGGGGGUUGUAGGGGGGUUGGAAUCGCUUGUUCUGUUCCCGAUCCAAGCUUUGAGGCUUUGUCACAAGACACCAACACACCAAACGGAGACAAAUUUAACUUGUGGGGGAGGGGGUCCUUGGUGCUUCUCUGAGCUUGGCCGUUUCACUGUCAAGACGUUUCGUGACCCAACUAGGUAACGUCAUCCGUGCUAGAAGGGAAGUGGGGGGUUUUGCUCUCUGUUUAUAAAGGAGUGGUUUGUCCUGUGUGUGUUGGUGGGGAGUGUUCUUUGUGGUUCCUUGAUACGGCUGUUGUUUGCUGUCGGGGUCCUUGGGGCUCUCUGAGCUUGGGUUUUUUCUUUUUUUCUUUUCUUGCAGACGUUUCGUUACCCAACUAGGUAACAUCAUCAGUGCUAGCAGGGAGCGGGUUUUGCAGAGAGGAAGCAAGGGACAAUGGCAAUGUUGUGGUCCUUGGUGCUCUCUGAGAUUGGUGCUUUCCUUGCAGACGCUUCCUUACCCAACUAGGUGACAUAUCCUCAAUGUUGGACGAGAGUGGGGUUUGCGGGGCCUAAAGGC